AUGUCCCUAUCCUUCCCAAGCAUGUUCUCCCUCCAAGGUCGCACGGCCGUCAUCACCGGCGCGACUCGAGGCAUCGGCGCCGCCAUGGCCAUUGGAUUGGCGGAGGCGGGAGCUGAUAUCAUUUUGAUUCAGCGCGACACCUCCAACAACACCACCCAAAAAGCAAUCCAAGCCCUCGGCCGCACCGCAACAAUCUACACCGCCGACUUGGCCUCGCAAACCGAAGUGUCCGGCCUCGCCUCCCGUGUCCUUGCUGACGGCCACGACGUUUCUAUCCUCGUGAAUUGCGCAGGCAUCCAACGCCGACAUCCAUCUCACGAAUUCCCCCUUUCGGACUGGGACGAAGUUCUCCAAGUUAACCUCACGACGGUGUUUACUUUGUGUCGUGAUUUUGGUGCUUAUAUGUUGACCCGGGGUGAAUCGCCGCAAGGCGGUUCACCGCAGGGUGGUUCGAACAAGGGUUCUAUAAUCAACAUCGCCAGCCUAGUCUCCUUCUCCGGCGGGUUGACCGUCCCCGCCUACGCAAGCGCCAAAGGCGGAGUUGCACAACUCACAAAAGCCCUCAGCAACGAAUGGUCCGGAAAGGGGAUCAACGUCAAUGCCAUUGCGCCCGGGUAUAUUCGGACGGAUAUGAAUGAAGCUCUUAUCAACAAUGAGACACGCUCGCGACAGAUUAUGGAGAGGAUCCCCAUGGGAAGAUGGGGGAAGCCGGAUGAUUUCAAGGGGCCGGUGAUCUGGUUGGCCAGUAGGGCUAGUGCUUAUGUUACGGGGGAGGUUGUUGUUGUUGAUGGGGGGUGGAUGGGGAGGUAG
Messenger RNA from Exophiala dermatitidis NIH/UT8656, 810 nucleotides. Its product is annotated as 2-deoxy-D-gluconate 3-dehydrogenase. Lineage: Eukaryota; Fungi; Ascomycota; Eurotiomycetes; Chaetothyriales; Herpotrichiellaceae. Gene Ontology annotation, molecular function: oxidoreductase activity, acting on the CH-OH group of donors, NAD or NADP as acceptor. Bases 1 to 810 code for a protein of 269 amino acids. The transcript is spliced from 2 exons. The record is from RefSeq and is a predicted model, not a curated record.